UGUGUCUACAACCAACAAACAAGUUUCAAAAGAAGCCCUUUAUACCAUAUAUAUCUUUUCUCGCAGAAUUGUUAUAAACAAAGUUACCAAAAUAAUAUCAUCAAGCCAUCAAACUCUAUAUAAAAUGUCUCACGGUGAACGUAAAGGUCGACUUAAUCUGGUUAAAUUUUUGGAAUUGGCCUUUGCCACAGCAUGUUUAAUUUUGCAUUUCUAUAGUUUCAAUGAUCGCGAUAUAAUGACGGCAUUUCUGGCAACUGGCACAUUUACUGGUUAUAUCAUUGUGGUCUUGGGUGUAUUUGCUGGCGUCUUGAUGCGUGCACCGAUACACAAACGGAUCGAUAUAUUCUUUAGUGUCCUGGGCUGUGCCCUUUUUGUGGCUAGUGGCGUCUUCAUAAUCGAGGCAUGGGAGUUCUCUUUUCGUACACGCACGAGGGAUUUGGCCCUGAUCAAGGCCUCGCUGGCCAUUGUCAAUGGAGUUCUAUUUGGUUUCGAUGCUAUAUUCACAUUUCGCGAUAAGUAGGAUCGAUCAAUAUGAUCAUUUUACAAAUUAUUAAGGAAUUUUAUGAUUAUGAAAAAAACUGACGCAUUUUAUUUUGCGCAAUAAAUUAUUAUUUUUUUUUUUUGCGCUUUUUUUGUUUUGGUUUUUUUUUUUUUUGUUUUUUUUUUUUUUGCCUGUUUCAAGCAUAGUUUUAAGCGGACACCUACACAAACAUAUAUACAUACAUCAGUUUAAGUAUUUUUUUUGUUUUUCUUUUGUUUUCUAAAAUGUACAUUUUAAGCGUGUGUGUGUGUGUGUGUGUAUUUUUUCUUUGUUUUUUUUUUUUUUUAUAAAUCAAACAAAAGGGUUUAAAUGGAGCAAAGAUGGUCGCUUCAAUUAGUCGUUGACAUGG
Drosophila willistoni is the source of this 890-nucleotide messenger RNA. RefSeq lists its product as uncharacterized. NCBI's taxonomy places the organism in Eukaryota, Metazoa, Arthropoda, Insecta, Diptera, Drosophilidae. Bases 125 to 520 code for a protein of 131 amino acids. Gene Ontology annotation, biological process: septate junction assembly. The record is from RefSeq and is a predicted model, not a curated record. The transcript has 3 exons.